CAAGAGAGUGUUUAAAACGACGCCGUCUUAAUAAUGUCAGCUGCUGCACUUACAGCAGCACCUGCAGGACCUCUGGAUCCAUGUCACAACCCCCACCUAAACCCACUCAUUCUACAGCGUGAGUUGAUCAUAAUGAUGAUAUGGUCUAUGACGUACGUUUUGGGCGAUACAAAACGACAUCCGAAGCGUCAAGCUUUUAAAGACGUUCAUCUCUUUAGUUCAUACAUCUGACCAUUGAAUCAUCAGCUCUCUCAAACGAGUUCUGCCAAGAGUCGUCAACCCUCGGACUCCUUAUGGAAAUUCAGCAAAUUCAUCAGACCUCCGCAAACAUGGCGCCGUCUGUUUUCCAGCUCAGUGGCACCUGCAAUAACUACCCCUGGGGCAAACAGGGCAAGGCAUCCCUGGCCGCCCAAUUGUGCGCCCAAACUCCUGGCACCGACUUCAAGCUGGACGAGUCGGCCGUCUACUCGGAAAUGUGGUUCGGCGAUUACCCCGACUUCCCUGCGCGUGUGCUCUCGAGUGGCGAGCUGCUCUCCGACGUGCUGAAAACCGACAAGGAGCAGCUUCUAGGCAAGAAGGUGCUGCAGUACUAUGAUGGGCAGCUCCCAUUCCUGCCCAAAAUCCUGUCCAUCUCCAAAGCCCUACCACUGCAGCUGCACCCCAACAAGGCACUCGCCACUAAGUUGCACGAGGAAGAUCCUGGAAAUUUCACGGAUCCCAAUCACAAGCCCGAGAUCGCGGUGGCACUGGGCAAAUUUGAAGUGUUUGCCGGGUUCAAACCGCUGGGCGAGAUUCAGUCGCUGUUUGCGCUGCAGCCUCUGAAACGGUUUGAUCCCAGUCCGGGGAAAUGGGAUGACGAGACACUGCGCAAUGUCACGAGAGAGCUGAUGAAGGCAGAGUUUUCGACAGUCAAGGAGGUGCAGACGCAGCUGUCCCAGCUUUCCAGAUCAGAUCUCCCAUCCGAAGCGGGAUAUAUCUUGAACCUCCUGCCACGACUCCAAGAUCAGUACGGACCUGAAGAUGCCGGCAGCCUCGUCACCCUGUUAUGCAUGAACUACAUGGUCUUCCAGGCCGGUGACGCCAUCUACAUUCCCGCCGACGGCAUCCACGCCUACCUGUCGGGCGACAUCGUCGAGUGUAUGGCGCGGUCCAACAAUGUCCUGAACACGGGAUUCUGCCCACCCGCCGACCGAAACAGCAUCGACCUCUUCGCCAACGUACUCACCUUCAAGACCCACAGCAGGGAUGACGUGUACCUCCCCAGCCAGACGUACGACAAGAGCAAGAACGGAAAGACGGUCGUGUACAAGCCACCCAUGAGCGAGUUUGACAUGCUCAAGGCUGAUUUGGGAAAGGGAGAGACGGAAGAGUUGACGGCCAACGAGGGUCCAGGCGUGUUGAUUGUAACGAACGGGGAAGGAAUUAUGAAGGCACAGGGAGAGGAAUUUGAGAUGAAGAAAGGUUACAUAUUCUAUGUAGCGCCUGGGGUAAACUUGCGGUGGGAGAGCAAACAGGCCUUGCAGAUACACAUGGCUGUGAUAUAGAGGCCUAUCAAUGCGAGGUUUUAGCCUUUGGCAGGCUGCGCACUACACCGCGAUACACGUAUGGAUUCAUGUAGUACCUACGCGUGAAUUAUAUUUUCACUCACGGAAUAGUAGACCAGGUUGUGAUAAGUUGUACAAGAGACCCACAACUGUAGAAGCAGUCCG
Molecule: messenger RNA, 1709 nt
Organism: Pseudomassariella vexata
Lineage: Eukaryota; Fungi; Ascomycota; Sordariomycetes; Amphisphaeriales; Pseudomassariaceae
Product: RmlC-like cupin domain-containing protein
Exons: 1
Coding region: 294-1544 (416 amino acids)
Biological process (GO): GDP-mannose biosynthetic process; carbohydrate metabolic process
Cellular component (GO): cytosol
Molecular function (GO): mannose-6-phosphate isomerase activity; zinc ion binding
Source: RefSeq, a predicted model, not a curated record